Phyllopteryx taeniolatus (common seadragon) is the source of this 6989-nucleotide messenger RNA. RefSeq names its product NEDD4 binding protein 2 (gene n4bp2). The record is from RefSeq and is a predicted model, not a curated record. NCBI's taxonomy places the organism in Eukaryota, Metazoa, Chordata, Actinopteri, Syngnathiformes, Syngnathidae. The transcript is spliced from 10 exons. Bases 300 to 4604 code for a protein of 1434 amino acids. Gene Ontology annotation, molecular function: ubiquitin binding.
GGGUCGGCCAUUUACGACCGUGGUGCCGACUGCAUAGUGGCUUUAGUUUCCUGUUGUAGUUCCUGAGUACUUUGUAUGCUGUAAACAUUGUAACCUUGAGUAACUCAACUUCGUUCACGCUUUAUGAUACGGAGGAACGAUGGCGUCCGUUCCGGAGCCGUUAUUAUUAUUAUUAUUAUUAUUGUUUUAAUUUUUUUUGCUGCCACGAAUGUCUGUCUACACAAAAUCAAGGUUUGUGGCCAGCUUCGCAGUUAGCUGCUAACGAGACCAAGAAACGGAUUUACCCCAAACGUGCCACCAUGCCCCGGAGAAAGAAAAGCGAACAGACGCCGACGGGAGUCUCCGGCGGGCCGCUCCCGGGGCAAAAUGUCGGUCUCGGACCACUUCAGGAUUACAGUGUCGCAUUGGCGUCCAACCUUUCACCCAGCGAAGGAGGCUCCCACAGGCAGAAAAUCACCCAAGAGAUGCAAGAGAUAUUCCCCCACUUGGACCCCGAAGUUAUUCACAUCGUGCUGUCUGAGGUUGACUUUAAAGUGGAAAACGCCACGGAUUCCCUCUUGGAACUGUCAAUUGCUGCAGAACUUGCAGCCCCCGUUGGAUCUCCAGUGUCUGGCUUUGAGAGCACUGCCGCAGCCCUGGUUAGUCCUGCGCGUGUUUCUCAACCUGCACCCGACGCCGACUCUUUGGAAGCGUCCCAGCGGCUCACCUCUCCAUUGUCUACCAGUCUCCUGACCGAAGAGGUGGACCUUCAAGUCGAUCAAGAGCUACAAAACCUGGAAGAUCGGGCUAACGGCCAGUACUUGUCUGCUGCCGUGACCCGUUCCUCGUUACCGCCGCCACAGUUUCCAGAGCAGAUCUUCCCUGAGCUGCUUCAGUUCGACCGGGAGCCUGAGUGCGGGCGGGGCUCUGCCGGACGGCCAUAUCUUGAAGAGGGCUCAGUGCGUUUCGGAGCUCCCCCUCCAUUUGACCGGCUCAACACUUGGGAAGGUGGCAGCGGCGAGGAUCAGAAAUCAGUUGUGGAUUUCACACAUCUGAUGACGGAAGAGCUUGCGGACAGACCAAAACCUCCGUUAGAUCUCCUCGCUUCACGCCGUCCGUCCGCCUUCCAGAUGUAUAAGAAGGAGUCAUCCCAAAUCCUUCUAGAACAGCCUGGCCCCAUGCCCUCUGAAAAUAAAGUCAGAGGAGUUAGUUCUCCAGUGACCACAGGAGAGUGGAAGCUUCAUUCACCUGCUUUCCCCGCCCAUUUACAUGGAACCCAAGGACCGUGCUUUAUCACCCCGAUUGCACCUUCACACCGUUCAAUUGGGCAUCCCACUCCCUGGGAAGGCCAGGGCGCUGUCACUCGAGCACCUCUGAGACAUUCUGCUACCAUUCCCAAAUCCUGGACUAUGGCUGCUACUGCACAUAAUCCGGUUGGCGUCACACCUGCUCUGUCUAGCGAGCUUUGUUUGGAAGGCAAGGUGCUUGUGUUGCUACGUGGUCCACCGGGAUCUGGGAAGUCCACUUUGGCUCGAGCUUUUCUAGAACACAAUCCAGGUGGAGUUGCACUAAGCACUGAUGACUACUUCACUCUUCAAGGACGCUAUCACUUUGAUCCCGCUGGUCUGGGGGAAGCUCACGAGUGGAACCACAAGAUGGCCAAAGAAGCUUUUGAGAGAGGUGCCAACCCUAUCAUAAUUGACAAUACAAACAUGCAAGGCUGGGAGAUGAAGCCCUAUGUGGCCCAGGCAUUGAAACACUAUUACAAAGUGCUGUUUCGUGAGACGGACACUUGGUGGAAGAACAAGCCCAGAGAGCUAGAGAGACGCAGCAAACAUGGUGUGACUGCGGAAACGAUUCGGCGCAUGCUAAAUGGCUAUGAGCGCUUUGUAACAGUCAAGUCCAUCAUGGGCGCAGUGGUCCCUAAUUUGAAACAGCGCCUCCACUUGGACAACAAAAACUUACAGUGUGUGACUCCUGAAGCAAAAUGUCCUGACCUUGUCAGUGAACCUGGACUGAUGGACCAACGUAAGCAUUCCCAGCCUCAUCUCUUUUCCUCGCUUCCUGACGUGUCAUCUAAUCGUCAUCCAAGUGAGUUGCGGCAGUUGGAAGACGACGAACACAAAUCAACAGAUUCGCUUGUUUUCCAGCCAAUUGGGAGACUCUCAGAACGUUUAUACGAGAAUGAUAACCUGGACCUGUGGGCUUUGGAUUCUGACCUGGAUGCCCUAACUCAAUCUGGAGGAGAACAGGGGGUACCUGAUUGUAUUGUAGAAUCAGUGAUGAACGCAGGCCACCGCAGUAAUGAACUCCCGGUGGCUUUCUCUGAGUCUAUUAAACAAAGGGUACCAAGAGAAAGACCUACUAGGAAGUUUGAUUCAGCAAAUCUGGUGAAAGAUAUGAAUCAUUCAAAUGGCUUGGCAAUGGAGAGAGAACAGAAUAAUAAAGAGGCGGCAUCAGUGGUAGCUAGCAAAGAGGGAGAGAUGUCCAAGAUGUUGCAUUUUGUAGGUGACUGGCCAGCUGAAGGGCCCCUUGAGCAGCGGCAGGAAAGGAGAAAAGAAAGAUCUGAAGACAUUGAUGGAAGUGAAGACAGAAGGGUGUCUAAAGAAGUCAACAAUGACACAUGCAAAGUACAGUCUGGAACUAAUCUGACUGAGUUCCAGAAACUUCUUGAUCUCAUUCAGACUGGUGUAGUUACUUGCCAGUCUGGUUCUCCUUGUGCAUCACCUGUUUGUCUUUCCCUAGGGCAGGAUUUGGAGAAAGAUGACAAGAUUGAAGAAUCCCUUAGCUGUAGGUCUGAGCUUGAGGAAAAACAACAGAAGAUGAACGCAGCGAAGAGUGGCAGAGUUGAUUUACCAGAUUGUGUGUUGGACUGGAAAGCGUCUGAAUCUUACAAGGGUAAUGAGGAGAUUGUAAAAAGUGAAAAUGAAACAAGUAGAGCCACAGUUUUGGACAUUGGUUGCGAAACGGAAUCAGAUGCUGCUGCAGAUACUCGGCUGGCUAUUAGCACAUCUGAAUCGACAGAGCCGAAAGAAAGCCAUAGCAUUGAGCAUGACAAUGAUACAGAGUUUGCAUCUGCCAGCAAUACCAAGAGGGACACAAAUAAAUGCAACGAGCAGACAGACAAUGUAAUGACAGUGCAGCCUGAUAGCAGACAUUCUAGUGACUUAUGCCAUGGUCCUGUUGCCAGGGACUCUGUGGAACCAGAGAGUUGUGUUCUCAGUAGAAGCAGUCUAGAGCGAAAGCAGCGCCACGGUCGCAGAUCAGGGAAGCAAUGUAAGCUAGCCCUCACCUUCUCUCAAAACUGUCUGGCUCCUUCACUCGAAGCACCCGAAUGCCCCAUUACCACUUCCCAAAUUCUUGACAAUGCUCAGAGUAGCAACACCGCUUAUCCUGACUGUGACUCCAGCCUCAUGCCUAAACUGUUCCCCAAGCUCAACGAAGAGGUCCAACUGCGAACUGACUCGCCUGUCUCUUCGGAUAGAGGUUGUCCCACCCAGACUGAACCUCAGGACUUUGCGCUUCUUUGGCGUCUUAAUCGUCAAGACGGCCCGGCAGAUACUCUUGUCGCUGCUUGCAGCUACUCGAGUGACGUCACAGUCCUAUGUGGCGUCUCCUCACGAUUCGUGCCAGAGGUUGCAUCAGCAGUUUCUGCUGCAGUUGCAGUUCACCCAUCCACUCACAAUACAGUACCAUACCGCAUGGUGCACGAGAAAAGCACACAGGUGGAGGACAAAGAAUUAGGGGCAGUUCACAGCCGUCUUGAGAGCCUGAGCAUCCUCAGUCGUCAUUUUAAACUAGUUAGUUUGGAUACAUUGGAGGACUUGUUUGACAAAUGCCACCAAGACUUGGAAUGGACAACCAACCUGUUACUAGACUCUGGAGAAAGCCUCUUCAGAGACGAGGAUGUUUUAGAGGAGAUACAAGAGGAAGAAGCAGUUAAAGUUGAACAGAACACUUCACUAUUAGUAACAGUAUUAGAAACCAAUUUGGGGGAUGAUCUUCCAUCUCCAGAGCCAACUGCUGUUGUCAGUGCGCUUCAACAAUCUGCAAAUGAGGUAGUUAACGAAAUUGGUGGAACCUCCGAUACUGACUCAUCAAGAUUUGGAGGCACGGCUUCUCCAAUCAGAACCAAAAAUCAGCCGGAUACACAUUCACACACCGUAACAACCAGUCCUAUCCUGCCUACUUUGGAAAAAUGUGAUGACAUUGAACACAAAAUGAUAAUCGAGGAGUCAAGUUUUGCGACUCCAGAUGACAUUGCUAGUUUGGAAGAGGUCCACCGGCUGCUGCAGGUUGAGCUGGAGGACAUGGAGAGAGAAGAGAGACAAAAGAAGAAUUGGAGGGCCAACGAAAAGAGAGUCAACCAAGUCGUGAACAUUCAGAGCGUAGAGCUGAAACUACCCACUGAACUGGCACUGCAACUAACUGAACUGUUUGGACCUGUGGGAGUCGAACCAGGUGCAUGUGCUUCUGAAGACUAUGCAGUGCAGAUGGACAUGAACCUGGCUAAACUUCUCCACCACAAGUGGAAAGAAACUAUCCAGGAACGACAGAAACAAGCAACUCUUUCCCAACAAUUGUUUCUGGACGAAACUUUGUUCUCUUCGAUUGAUCAAGUCUGAUUCUCAAUAAGCCUAAAUUAUAAUACUAAAAAACCACAGCGGAAGCUUAAAAACUCCACUGUGACACAGUAAAACUGUUCUGGCAUAAAAGGGAUACAGAUUUUCCAUUCUGCUUGACCUAACAGCCAAACAGGACAAAAACAAAAAAAUGAAUAUUACAGGACAUGUACGAGGGCAGCAGAACAGUGGUGAGGUGUGCUUUAGGUGUGACAGAGGAAUUUAAGGUGGAGGUGGGACUGCAUCAGGGAUCAGCCCUGAGCCCCUUCCUGUUUGCAGUGGUGAUGGAUAGGCUGACAGAUGAGGUUAGACUGGAAUCUCCGUGGACCACAAUGUUUUCAGAUGACAUUGUGAUCUGCAGUGAAAGGAAGGAGCAGGUGGAGGAACAGUUAGAAAGAUGAAGGCAUGCACUGGAAAGGAGAGGAAUGAAGAUUAGCCCAAGUAAAACAGAAUACAUGUGCAUGAAUGAGAGGGGUGGUGGGGGAAGAGUGAGGCUACAGGGAGAAGAGAUAGCGAGGGUGGAGGACUUGAAAUACUUGGGGUCAACCAUCCAGAGCAAUGGGGAGUGUGGUCAGGAAGUGAAGAAACAAGCAGGUUGGAACGGGUUGAGGAAGGUGUCAGGUGUGUUAAGUGACAGAAGAGUCUCUGCUAGGAUGAAGGGCAAAGUUUAGAAGACAGUGGUGAAGCCAGCCAUGAUGUACGGAUUAGAGACAACAGGAACCAGAGCUGGAGGUCGUGGAAAUGAAGAUGUUGAGGUUUGCUCUCGGAGUGACCAGGUUGGAUAAAAUUAGAAAUAAGCUCAUAAGAGGGACAGCCACGAUUUGAUGUUUUGAAGACAAAGUUAGAGAGAGCAGACUUGGAUGGUUUGGACACAUCCAGAGGAGAGAGAGAGUGAGUAUAUUUGUAGAAGGAUGAUGAGGAUGGAGCUGCUAGGCAAGAGGAAGACUAAAGAGAAGGUUGAUGGAUGUCGUGAGUGAAGACAUGAAGGAGGUCGGUGUUAGAGAGGAGGAUGCAGGAGAUAGGCUUACAUGGAAAAGGAUGGCACGUUGUGGCGACCCCUAACGGGACAAGCCCAAAGGAAAAGAAGAAGGGAAGAAGCAGGUUGCUAAAAAGAGAGGACGUAAGCGAGAAUAAAAGCGAGAGUGUAGAUAUUUUAAAGGAAUGUUGCUCACUCCAUUCCUUUGAAUGUACCCAUUGAGGUAGGUACCGCUCACAUACAUUUUGGUCACAAGCUUCGCUUUUUCAACCACAGGCACAUUAUACAUUAUGAAUAUAGUUAAGUAUUGAUGCAAAACACAAUAUUUGAUGCUUUAUAGUACACACUAUAUGGGUGGUGGGCGGUGCAGCAGCCGUUUGCUGUCCUACUGGCUUAAAACCUGGAAAUGUCUUUUGGCUGUCAGUGAAACCUUCUGUGCAAUUUGAUUGGUUGUAAGCUGCAACGUUGUGACAGCGUGUGCUGGCGAUUCAAAUUUGUAUCAUGGCAAAGCCAGUGGCCAACUGAAGGGCCACUCCUGAAAACAGUUGCCGCGUGACAGUUCAGUCCGGGUCAGCCACGUCGCUCAGUGUGCGGCAGCCUGACAAAAUUAAGCCCGGGUUGUAACACUGCCCUGACAAGCUUGUUUGAUAGGCACUCGACAUGAUACUUACUUUGCCAAUCGUUUGUAUUAUGCACAGCAUUCAACAGUGGUAAUCUGGGCCACAUCACCUUUGUCACGUCUACAGUGUAUUUAAUCUGGUCUAGGUAAGAUGAUAAGUUUCUAAAUUUUGUGCGUUUCCUUUUCAUGUGCUCAGACUUUCAAGUGAACCAAAAUGCGUCACAACAAAACUACGUGAUGUUCUUUUGUCUUAUUAGUCAGCUGCGGGUGCAAGAAUGUAGCUUUUCUGUAGUGAGGAGAGCAUCCGUCCAUCCAUUUUCUUUACUGCUUGUCCUCAUUCGGCUCACUGGAGCCGAUCCCGGCCAACUUUGGGCGAGAGGGGGCCGCACCCCACACUGGUGGCCAGUCAAUCACAGGGCACAUAAACAGUAGUAAACUAUCUUUUCUACCCAAAUGGGAUUUCUUACAAGGUUGGUUACAAAUUAGCAAGGCACUUUUCUGAUAACCUAAUGCCCACUGAAACAUGCAAUUCACAGCAGGAAUAUCCAGUGGAAGGCUCCCAUUUAUUUACUUGAAAUCUAGGUGGUGCCUUAGAAAGGAGGGGAAAAAAAGCAGUGUAUUUAAUGCUGCUUUAUGAAUGCCACGGCAAUCAUACUGAUUUGUAUUUUAACUUGAACGAAGAAAAAUGUUUGUACAUUGCCCCACUUCAUUUGGUAUAGUGCCAUGAGUGAACCUCAGCUGGGCAAACCGACAUUGUUUUUCCUUUUUUUGUUAUUUUUGCGACAAAGAUGCA